Messenger RNA from Anopheles marshallii, 2649 nucleotides. RefSeq names its product mucin-2-like. Gene Ontology annotation, molecular function: chitin binding. The record is from RefSeq and is a predicted model, not a curated record. The coding region runs from base 1 to 2649 and encodes 882 amino acids. Lineage: Eukaryota; Metazoa; Arthropoda; Insecta; Diptera; Culicidae. The transcript has 4 exons. Gene Ontology annotation, cellular component: extracellular region.
AUGAUAAGAUUAGCACUAGCGCUAUUCCUCGUGGGAUGCGCAAAGGCUCAAACACAGUCAGAUGCUUGCAUAGGACAACCAAACUAUCGUUUCGUUGCCCAUGAAACAGAUUGUUGGCGCUAUUAUACCUGCGUUGAUCAGGUAGCUCAUCCACAGGCAUGUCCCGAGCCAUUUAUUUUCGACGAAACUAACCAAAGGUGCGAUUAUGGCGAUCGAAACGCAUGUGUAAACUGUCCUGCACAAGGUAUUGUAAAUUUCCCAAUAAGCGAUUCCUGCACCAGAUUCAUUCAAUGCAUAGGAGGAGUAAAGUUUGAGCGAGAAUGUCCAACGGGAACGCUAUUUGAUAGAGUUGGGAAACAAUGUAACGUACAAUCGGCAGUCGACUGUGUUGAAUUAAACUGUCCUAAAGAGGAUGACCCACUUAACCCAACGUUCGUACCAGAUCCGAAUGAUUGCCAGAUAUUUUAUAUCUGCAUCGGUGGGGAAGGAAUUGAACAAACAUGCCCCACAGGAACCCGCUUUAACCCGCAGAUAAAUAAUUGUGAUCUCGCAGACAGAGUUCCAUGUUCCUCAAACCCUCCUGUCCUACUUGAAACAACGCAAGCAUCCAGUGGCGCAUUGUGUCAGAACAACAGUGGAAUGACCUUUGAGCCCCUUCCAAACAAUUGCAAUUCCUAUAUUAUGUGUGUUAACUCCCUGGCAUACGAAAUGUCCUGUCCCCCCGGAAAAUCCUUUGAUCGAAAAUCGAAACAAUGCAUGAAUACCGGCGAAGCCGAGUGUCUGCUCAACUUCAAAUCGCUGUGUGAUGGCACGGGAUAUGGUUUAAACACCGUUGCUUACCCAAAUGACUGUUCAAAGUAUCUUUUGUGCAUCUUUGAUGAAGUCUACGAAAUUCAGUGCUCUCCUCACGAAAGAUACGAUAUUCGCACAAACCGUUGUGUGGACGCAAGUAAAGCACUUUGUGCCUACGACACUCCUUCAAUCUAUGAUCCGAAACCGUUCAUUAAUCCAUGUGCGGAAAACGUAGGUGUUAAACUUGUGCCUGAUCCUUCGAACUGUCAACGAUAUUUUACGUGUAUACAAACGCAAAGCAUCGAAAGUACUUGUCCCGGUAACCAAAUAUUCGACAUAAUUACAAGUAGUUGCGGCCCUGUUAAGCAAUCAACUUGCAUUCGUGACGUCGCACCGGGACCACCACCACCACCGCCACCUCCGCCAGCUCCUAGCCCUACACCGCCUUCACCAGCACCAGCACCCUCCAAUCCUAACAACCCCUGCCGAAACAAUAACGGUGUCACCUAUAAGCCUCAUGCGAUCGAUUGCAUGCGGUACUACAUGUGUAUGGACACGCAAUCCAUCGAACGAACAUGCCCAUCCGAUCAGGUAUUCGAUAUCUACCUGACAACUUGCGGUCCAAAACAAUCAUCCACAUGUAUACUGGAUAUUAAUCCUUGUGAUAACAAUAUUGGCAUUGUUUACAAGCCUCAUCCCAGUGAUUGUACGUUGUAUUACAUGUGCAUGGAUAAACAAUCCAUCGAUCGGUCAUGUGCAGCUGGUCAAAUUUUCGAUGUCCAUCUAUUCGUCUGCGGACCAGAACAUACUUCCACCUGCAUACUGGAUGAAAAACCAGUUCCCGCGCCAUCGCCACCUGCGUAUAAUCCUUGCGCUAAUAAAGUCGGAGUAUCUUAUUUGCCACAUCCACAAGACUGCAACCGGUACUAUAUGUGCAUGGACGAUCAAGCUCUAGACCGAACUUGCGCAUUUGGGGAGACCUUUGACAUUUACACCACCAAAUGUGGUCCUAGUGAAACGUCUACUUGCAUCUUAGAUCCAAAACCAACAGUUAACCCCGGAGAUAUCCCUAAGCCUCCAACUCCUCCACCGAAUUUAACUCCUUUAUUCGGUUGCCCUGCAACCGGCACCGUAAACGUUCCUCAUCCAUUUGAUUGUAACAAGUAUUUCCUUUGUGUCGAUGGGAUGCCAUUUGAGCUUAGCUGCGGUCCUAACCUUGUCUUUGACAUAAUAACUAACCAGUGUAACCGACCUGAAAUUUCUGUUUGUGCUGUAGACCUUGUCACCCCUCCUACUGCUGGACCGGGUGAGGCAACACCGGUACCUACAGGUCCAACGUUGCCAACACCACCCACGGUAGGUCCUCCGACUGUUCCCACAGCACCGACACCACCAAUACCUACAGCUCCUACUCCACCCGUUACGGAAGAAGACGAUCCGACCGUACCAACGGCUGCGCCUACUAUUCCUACCGCUCCUACUGUGACAGACACUCCAGCCCCUAUUCCUACUGCACCAACGCCGCCUUCAGAAAUACCCACAGCUCCAACGCCCGGCCCAACAGUUCCAACUAUCGGACCAACACCAGCUCCAACUCCCGUACCCACUGACCCGGUCCCUACACCAGCUCCCACUCCUGCACCUACUCCUGCUCCAACGCCCGGUGUUCCAGGGACUCCACCGCAUUGCCCGAUCGAUCAAACGUUUUACCACCCUCAUCCAGACUGUACGAGGUUCUACCGUUGUGUAUGGGGUACGUUACACGUCAUGCAAUGUCCACCUAAUCAGUACUGGAACCAGGCAAUGGAGUUCUGCGAUCAUCCGUUCAAUGUGAACUGCCCCUCAACAGCCAAAUAG